This is a messenger RNA of Dentiscutata heterogama, 985 nucleotides long. Lineage: Eukaryota; Fungi; Glomeromycota; Glomeromycetes; Diversisporales; Gigasporaceae. The record is from the annotation of a GenBank genome assembly.
AUGUGGAAGCUAUCCGUUAUAGGCAAAAUCACGCUUAUUUCUAUCAUUUCGCAAGCAAUAAUAGUCACCAUCUUAGAAGCUUUUGUUAUUUAUUUCCAUGUCAAUUUUGUCAUUCAAUAUAAAUUGAAUUCAGUUGGUGAAGGAAUAUCUGAGGCCGACUUAAUUUAUCAUUCAAUAUUUAUUUUUUCAUUAUUCUUUCAAGUACUUUUAGUAGUUGAUGCUCUCUGGCAUCGUAAUUCUGUCGAAAUAGUAGCCCUUGUAAUAUUCAAUCUUCUUUCGUUAGCAUAUGCAGGAUUACAACUUUAUCAACACGAGAUUCUCGAAGAUAAAGGCACUCAGAAUGCAACAUACGCGCCAAUUAAUCCUAUUUUCCCUAAAGAUAAUAGGGAUGCACCAAAAUUUUAUUAUGAAGCUAGGAUGAGACCAAUCGAAUAUACAAUCAUUGGCUUAAUAUCUGCUUUUCCUAUAUAUUUAUCUUUCAUGUCUUACAAGCUCACCAAAGAAUUUGGUUGGGAAAAUUAUAAAAUUUAUUCUGCUGAUAUUCGAGUCCGCGACGCAGUUUGGAGUCUAAAAAUUUUGCAGGCUUUGAUUAAAUUGGACAUAUUCUUUAUUGGAUCAUACGCCUUACAACUAAUACCUUCUCCAAAAAUUGGUUAUUAUUCUACAGUAGUGGAGAUUGCCCUCGUCUUUUUUCUUGGUACUCUCAUGUUGUUAAUAGCUUUGUUCUCCGUCAUUAUGGAAAAGAAAUAUCUUUUGUUAUCAGCGAUUAAUCUUUAUUCUAUAUCGUUGAUUUACUGGGCUUAUCGACUUAUAACGAUUAAUCUUCCUGUAUCAGAUGGAGAUGCUACAACUUUCGUUCUUGUAUUAAUUACUGUUAUUUAUUCCAUAAUUUGCUUCCGAAAUAUGAGCCGUGGAAUUUAUGUAUUGGCUGUAUAUGGACGGCAUGAAGAUGAGGCAGAAGAUUUCAAUAGAAAUCAGUAUUCAG